ACGGCAGUUUGUUGUCUGUGGGUUCGGUUUGCUGCGCGUUUUUCUCCGCUUUUUACCGCUGCCACUCUCCUCUGCGCGCGCCGCCUGCGUCAUUAAUUGUUUGUUUGCUUGUUUGUGUGCGCUUGUUGUAGCUGGCAUUAAGCUUAGUGCGUCAUCACGACCGUCCGCCCGAUUGUGCAAUCGAGGAGAGUCGAACAUGUCAGCGACACACCGAGCUCUGCCAUUGUGGCUGGCCGCUUUCCUGAUGCUGCUGAGCCUCCAGCACUGCCUGGCCAUCGAGUGCUACGUGUGCGAUGCCUCCGAUACGCUGAAUCCGUUCCAAUGCGGGGAAUGGUUCGACCGCUUCGACGAGCCCGACAUACAGCCCCACAACUGCUCCAACGUGCACGGCGCCAAGUUCUGUGUGAAGCAUGUGGGUCGCUUUGAGGGCGGCAUUGGUGCGAAGCGCUUCUGCAGCUCCAAGGACUUGGGCAACUAUUGCGACUAUGUGAGCAAUAAGGGCGAUCGCAUGGAAUAUCGCAGCUGCAUCUAUACCUGCGACACGGACGGGUGCAAUGGAGCCCCGCUUGGGGCUCAUCAGUCCACACUUGGCUGGGGUGUGAUGCUCGCCUCCGCUCUAACCGCUGCGUCUCUGGCAACAGUGUGGCAACGCUGAGCUCUGCUGUGCUCAGAGAGUCAGGCGAGAGAGCGUUUUUAGCUUUGUAAACAAAGAAGACGCGCCACCAACAACAACAAUGCUGCUCUUAUAACAAAACUACAACUACAACCCCAGCAAGCUAUUGUCUUUGUGUGUUGUCUUGCGGUUAGCGUUUUUUUCGUUAGUUUUUUUUUUUAAUAGUGUCUAAUUAGUUUGUAAGCCGAACAAAAAAUAAAGUUGCUACUAAUAAUGUUACUUAAAAACAAUAACAAAUCAGUGUGUUUUCCAUGUCAACCAACUGCUGUCAUUGGCAACCAAACUAUAAAGAUAGUAGGAGAGGGCCCAUGAAGUGGCUCCUUUUUUUGGGUUGGUGCUUAAAACACCACACCUGCUGGUUUUCGGAUUUGGAAAGCGUGCUGCCACCAUUCAAACUAUACAAGUAUAUUAUGAAUGUUUCCUCCAAAAUGUAUUACAUAUCUACGAGUAUUAAUUUGUAUUUAUUAUUCUACUACAUUUAUGCUAAUGUGCCAAAUGUUUUCCACAACUUUGAUGUCUGUGCUAUACUUGUAUAUGAAAUAAAAGAAUAUAAAGUAAA
Messenger RNA from Scaptodrosophila lebanonensis, 1232 nucleotides. RefSeq lists its product as uncharacterized. Gene Ontology annotation, biological process: positive regulation of voltage-gated potassium channel activity; regulation of synaptic transmission, cholinergic; sleep. Bases 197 to 655 code for a protein of 152 amino acids. The transcript has a single exon. NCBI's taxonomy places the organism in Eukaryota, Metazoa, Arthropoda, Insecta, Diptera, Drosophilidae. The record is from RefSeq and is a predicted model, not a curated record.